Drosophila montana is the source of this 2132-nucleotide messenger RNA. RefSeq names its product Sac1 phosphatase (gene Sac1). Bases 247 to 2013 code for a protein of 588 amino acids. Gene Ontology annotation, molecular function: phosphatidylinositol-4-phosphate phosphatase activity. Gene Ontology annotation, biological process: phosphatidylinositol dephosphorylation. The record is from RefSeq and is a predicted model, not a curated record. Gene Ontology annotation, cellular component: endoplasmic reticulum. The transcript is spliced from 2 exons. Lineage: Eukaryota; Metazoa; Arthropoda; Insecta; Diptera; Drosophilidae.
AUUGCUAUGUUUGCAGCUGUUAAAUUUAAUCAAAAUUAAAAAAAAAACGUCUGCCGCCUGGACAAUCACAUUGCAACACAAGGUGAGCGUGAGCGGUGUUAAGAGUUAGGCCGCAGUUAUUAUAGUUGUUGUUGUAUUGCUACUGCCGCUGCCACCGCCGGUGCUUGAGUUUGUGUGCGUGUGUGUCGCGUGUGUGCGCCGUCAUCGCUGGGAAGAACCAUUGACAAAACGCAGUGCACGUGCAGAAUGGAGGCCGAAAACGAUGUGUACGAUGACAUGAAUCUGUACAUAACGCAGGAGUGCUUUAUUGUCGAACCGAAUGGCCAGGAUGAACUAUUGAUUAUUGGCCGACUCGACAAGGUGACGCGUGUGCAGGCCAAGACCACACAGCUAGUCAAUCUGAUGCCGACGAGACGAAUAUGUGGUAUUCUGGGCACAAUACAUCUGCUAAGCUGUGACUAUCUGAUAGUGGCCACCCAUCGCCUCUUCGUGGGCGUCCUCAACAAUGCGAUCGUGUGGCGUUUGGCUGGCUACGAUAUUAUACCGUACAUUCCCAAUGCAAUUCAACGCUCUGAGAAUCACGCUUACCUGAGCAUGUUGCGCCAGACUUUGGAUACCAAGUUCUUCUACUUCUCCUAUCGUUACGAUCUCACGCAAACGCUACAGCGGCAGCAGGAGAAUCUAGGAAAAAAGACGGAGAAGGGUCUGCUGGAUCCUGCGGAUAAGCGUUUUGUGUGGAACUCUUAUGUGCUGCAGCAGUUCAAGUGCGAUAAAAUGCAACGCUUUCAAUUGCCGCUGGUGCACGGUUUUGUGUCGGUCAACCAGGUGCAAAUUAACGGACAAACCUUCUUCUGGAGUAUUGUGACGCGCAGAUCUGUGGAGCGUGCGGGCACGCGGCUCUUCUGCCGUGGCAGCAACGAUUUGGGCCAAGUGGCGAACUUUGUGGAAACGGAACAGAUUGUCGAGUUCAAUGGGCAGCACACCAGCUUCGUGCAGACGCGUGGCAGCAUGCCAUUUUACUGGCAGCAGCUGCCCAACUUGCGCUAUAAGCCAAAGCCGCGUCUGAUCCCCGGCAAAGACCAUUUGGCGGCAUGCACGGCGCAUUUCAAUGCACAGCUGAACAUUUAUGGGAAGCAGGUGGCUGUCAAUUUAGUUGAUCAAAAAGGCGCCGAGGGCGAGCUGGAGGCAACAUUUGCGAGACUGGUUCGCGAGAUGGGCAACCCUGGAGUGCGCUAUGAGGCCUUUGACUUCCAUCACGAGUGCCGUAAAAUGCGGUGGGACCGACUGAACAUUCUAAUCGAUCGGCUCGCCCAUGAACAGGAAAACUUCGGUUUCUAUCAUGCCUUCAAUAAUGGCAACGUCGUGUCCACGCAAACGGGCGUGUUCCGUAUAAACUGCAUUGACUGCCUCGACAGAACGAAUGUGGUGCAGAGCAUGCUUGCUCGCCGCUCCCUCAGCGCCGUGCUCCAAAAACUGGGUGUGCUACAUGUGGGUCAACUGGUCGAGCACGCUUCCACCAGCUUCGAGACGCUGUUUAAGGGCGUUUGGGCGGACAAUGCUGAUCUUGUCUCGCUACAGUAUUCCGGUACAGGAGCCCUCAAAACGGACUUUACCCGCACCGGCAAACGCACCAAAGUGGGUGCUGUGAAUGAUGGCAAGAAUUCGUUAAUGCGCUACUAUUUAAACAAUUUUGCGGAUGGUAGACGCCAGGAUGGCAUCGACCUGUUCCUGGGCAACUAUCUGAUCGAUGAAAACGAGGGCAGCAUUCUGCCAUCGCCACUGUCAAAGGCACGUGGCUGGCGCUACUUCGCCUUCCCAUCGGUGCUGCUAGUCGCUGUUGCCAUGUUCAUUAUCACUAUGACAUAUCCGGCCGAAUUCAAUACGGAGAACCUGCUGUUCAUGCUCUUCUGGGGUGCCAUGAUUGCGGUCAGCGCCACUGGCAUUCUCCACUACGGAAUCGAGUUUGUUCAGUGGCCACAGCUUUUUCCUCUCCUGUCCUUUCAUUCCGCCUGACGUUAGUGUCGUUUAGUUGAUAAUCCCGUGCUGGAUAGCCUGCCAAGUCUACGUGCUUUGCUACCAACAUUUAAAGACACUGCAUACAAAAUAUACGAAGCAAAAUUCCUGUAUACAAA